Messenger RNA from Dendronephthya gigantea, 637 nucleotides. Its product is annotated as zinc finger and SCAN domain-containing protein 22-like. Lineage: Eukaryota; Metazoa; Cnidaria; Anthozoa; Malacalcyonacea; Nephtheidae. Gene Ontology annotation, biological process: regulation of transcription by RNA polymerase II. The record is from RefSeq and is a predicted model, not a curated record. Gene Ontology annotation, cellular component: nucleus. Gene Ontology annotation, molecular function: DNA-binding transcription factor activity, RNA polymerase II-specific; RNA polymerase II cis-regulatory region sequence-specific DNA binding. Bases 170 to 637 code for a protein of 155 amino acids. The transcript has 2 exons.
UGUUUUUUUCUCAAUCAUUUUCGUUUUACGAAAUUCAAGUCCUCUGUAUAUCAUUGCUAGCACAUUGUGUAAAUACUGAGGGGUAUAAUUCGUGGAAAAUCGAGUAUUCAGACGUUAGGAUUUGUCGCUUCAGUUCAUAGUUCAUAGUUCAUAGGGAUAUAGUGGGACAAUGAUCAGCUUGAAGCCAACAGGUAAAGAAAGAACACACAAACUUUAUAAAUGUGAUGUUUGUACAAAGAGAUUUUCACGCCGUAGUCAUUUGGUUAGUCAUCAAAGAACGCACACAGGAGAGAGACCUUAUGAAUGUGAUAUUUGUAAAAAGAGAUUUUCAUAUGGUAGUAAUUUGUCCAGUCAUCGAAGAAUACACACUGAAGACAAACCGUAUGAAUGUGACAUUUGUAAGAAGAGAUUUUCACAGGGCGGUCAUUUGGUUAGACAUAAAAAAACACAUGCUGGAGAGAGACCUUAUGAAUGUAAUGUUUGUAAGAAAAGGUUUUUACAGAAAGGAGAAAAUCUUUUCAAGACAAAAACUAUUUUUUGCUCAACAUUUGAUUUGAACAGCUUUGAUUAUGGUAAGCAACAAAUAAGGAUUGCUUUAAAUCUUACCAAUAUAGGAUGCAAUAUCUCUACAAAUUAG